GCCACUUUACUGAUCUUUCUUCCAGUGCUUCUGCCAUUAAUCUCCUCGCUCAAAGGUUACAGCGGCUGGGAGAAGUUCUUCUUGAGGGAGGUGGAAGAUAAAGGGACGAUUGCCAACCAGUACAAGUCGGAGAAGAGGCAGAUUUGGUGGACGGAGGUUACAGGAUCCAUGGGAGCUGUGGAGAUCAGUGGAGUGAAUUUCAAGGUUAUGUUGUGCCGCCUUACCUCGAAAGAGUACAUGUCAUGAAGGCAGAGGAAGGAGUUCCGGCGGCUAAAAUCAAAGAAACUGAGGGCAAGAUGAGGAUUCGAUUUGAACAGGAGGGAAAUCUGGGAGAAGUGAGGAGAAGAGAGUCGGUCCUGGCUAGAAGAGAGGAGGGAUGGGGGAUGGCUCCAUCGAGAUUUGAAGCGGUGGUGCCUUAGGAAGGAGACGACAUCGGAGAGACGGAGACUAUAGGGUUUUGCUUCGGCUUCUUCACGCGGAUGGAAGGGGG
This is a messenger RNA of Linum tenue, 490 nucleotides long. The record is from the annotation of a GenBank genome assembly. Lineage: Eukaryota; Viridiplantae; Streptophyta; Magnoliopsida; Malpighiales; Linaceae.